Messenger RNA from Pedinophyceae sp. YPF-701, 2433 nucleotides. Lineage: Eukaryota; Viridiplantae; Chlorophyta; Pedinophyceae. The record is from the annotation of a GenBank genome assembly.
AUGAUGUCUGAGUCGCAGGAGUCCGGCCCGGACGCGACGCCGCGCGACCAGGGCCAGCGGAGCCAGCGCAAGCGCGGUGCCGCGAACAACUCGCAGGCCGUGAGUCCACGACCGUCGAAGGCCAUGAAGGUCGACGUCACUCAGGCGUGGAAGCGCUACGAAUACCAGUGCAUCAAGCACUACAUGGAGACCGCGGGGGCCGCCGCGGAAGUGUGGCACUGGGACGACGUUCCCUACGACGAGCUCUUCCGCGCGGGAUGGUUGCCCGACUUUAUGUCGAUCCGCCUGUGCAAGCGCGUGCCCGAGUACGGCCUGGACGGCCUGGCCAAGCACGGCGAUUCCUACGUCGGAAUCCAGUGCAAGGAAAGGAAAACCACAUGCGGGAGCGACCUCGGCACCUUCCAGGUCGCCGUCGCCAUGCUGCGGGACAAGAACCCCGGCAGCGGGGGGGUCGUGAUGUACUCGGGUGGCCUGGACCGCUGGCUCAAGGCCAGCGCCCCAGCGCUCGAGAGCACGGAGAACGUGCGCCUGGAGAGGCUGCUGUACGCCCCGCCGGCGCAGGAGACGCCCGUGGACGACACCAGCGGGGAGGCAAAGGCGGCGCUGUACCCCCACCAGAGGGAUGCGGUGGAGCGGCUGCGCGAGGGCUGGGAAGGCCUGGGGAUCCUCCAGAUGCCCUGCGGAACCGGGAAGACCGUCGUCUUCGCCACGGUCGCGCAGCGCUACCAGACCGUCGUGGUCCUGUCGCCCCUCAGGAUCCACGCCAAGCAGACCCUCGACCGCAUGGCAGCCUUCCUCCCGGGCCACGAGCACAUCCUCGUGGACAUGGACGGCACCAGGGACGCCAAGAAGAUCAAGCGGAGCCUCGGCAGGUCGGGGAAGGGCACCCUGAUCUCUGCAACGUUCAAGUCGGUGGACGUCCUCGCAAACCUCAAGGGUCUGCGCAAGGACGCGGGAACCCUCGUCGUGGUGGACGAGUCCCACAACCUGUCGGACAGCGAGGAGACGCGCGACUUCCUCGAUGCCUUCCGGCGGGUCCUGCUCGUGUCGGCCACGCCCGUCGCCACGUUCGACGGCGAGGACAUCCAGACCCUGUACAGGAUGCCCCUCCGCACGGCCAUCGACGGAGGCUACGUGACGGACUACCGCGUGGUGCUCCCGCUCGUCCGCGAUGGGGACACGGACGAGCUCAAGGAGCUGGAGGGGCUCGACGAAUUCUUCAAGCCCCGGCUGCAGUUCCUCGCGACCGGCAUGAUGCGCUACGGCCUUCGCAAGUGCAUCAUCUACACGACGUCCGUCAAGAAAUGCAAGCAGAUCGUCGAGACGGCGGAGAGGAUCUUCCAGGAGCACUACGGCGUUGACUUCUUGGGGGCCUGCAUCACCGAGGGGACGAAGCCCUCGGAGCGCGACCGGGCGCUCCGCGCCUUCGCGCGCCACCCGCGGUCCGGCGUCGCCAUCCUCGCGUCCGUGCGAAUCCUGAACGAGGGCGUCGACGUGCCCCCCUGCGACUCGAUCUUCAUCGCCGAGGUCCCGGACCGCACCACGGACAGCGUGUCUAGGCGGGCCGUGCAGCGGCUGUGCCGAGCCGUCCGUAAGGAUCCGGAUGUCCCGUUCAAGGUGGCGCACGCCUUCGUGUGGGCGGAGACCGACGACGCCAUCCCGGAGUUCCUCUCCCUGCUCAAGGAGGCAGAUCCCGAGUGUCACCUACGCGUGAAGAAGGCCUCGGUCGCCUACGACGGGGGGGAGCAGCACGUCGCCGAGGAGGAGGCCGCGACCCUCGAGCUCGGCAAGUACGUCGUGGACUGCGUCGUGGUCGAUGCGGAUCGGUGGCGCGAGCGGCUCGAGGUCCUGAAGGCCUUCGUCGAGGAGCACAAGCGGCUGCCGACGUUAAAGGAGAAGCACGAGGGGGUGAAGAUCGGGCGCUGGGUGAGCAAACAGCGACAUUUCAAGCGCAAGGGCACGCUGAGGGAGGACCGCGUCGCGCUGCUCGACGCCGUGCCGCACUGGGCGUGGGACGCCUAUGGCUGGCGCGAGCGGCUCGCGGGCCUGAAGGCCUUCGUCGAGGAGCACAAGCGGCUGCCGACGCAAGAGGAGGCGCACGCGGGGGUGAAGAUCGGGGACUGGGUGCACCACCAGCGCCGGAGGUGGCGCAAGGGCACGCUGCCGGGGGACCGCGCCGCGCUGCUGGAGGCCGUGCCGCACUGGACGUGGGACAUCUUUGACGACGCCUGGCGCGAGCGGCUCGAGGUCCUGAAGGCCUUCGUCGAGGAGCACAAGCGGGUGCCGACGACGAGUGAGGAGCACGCGGGGGCGAAGAUCGGGAUCUGGGCGAAGAAACAGCGACAGAACAGGCGCAAGGGCACGCUGCCGGGGGACCGCGCCGCGCUGCUGGAGGCCGUGCCGCACUGGACGUGGGGGACUCGCGCGGUGUGA